UGAAAAAAAGAUCUGUUCUUAUCAAACCUCAAAUCAAGUUUCUAUUUUCCUCUAGCUGUGCACACUAUAAAGCAUUUAAAAGGGGAGGCACACUCUAAUUGACUCAGACAUCUGCAACAGCUCAACAUUGAAACCUGCAAAUCAUCUUUAAAAACCAUGAGAACAACGUGUGGGUGUCUGGUCCUUGGACUGGUCCUGCUGGUGGCAUGGACUUCUGAGGCUCAACCUUAUGCACUAACAAUUCCACUAAAAUGCUGUUUCAACUUCAUCGACUUCCCAAUUCCAAUCAUCAAUGUUAAGCUUGCUGAGAAGACAAGCAGAAAUUGCCCCAUGGAAGCUGUUCUGGUAACAACACAGAGGGGUGAAUUUUGUGUGAAACCCAACGCGCGUUGGCUAAAGAAGAUUCCUGUCAUCUAAAAUGCAACACCUGAAUCAUAUUUUUUAUUUUUUUUUUGCUAAAUGCAA
Messenger RNA from Xyrauchen texanus (razorback sucker), 465 nucleotides. RefSeq names its product C-C motif chemokine 8-like. Gene Ontology annotation, molecular function: CCR chemokine receptor binding; chemokine activity. Bases 157 to 417 code for a protein of 86 amino acids. The record is from RefSeq and is a predicted model, not a curated record. The transcript is spliced from 3 exons. Gene Ontology annotation, biological process: cellular response to tumor necrosis factor; cellular response to interleukin-1; G protein-coupled receptor signaling pathway. Gene Ontology annotation, cellular component: extracellular region. Lineage: Eukaryota; Metazoa; Chordata; Actinopteri; Cypriniformes; Catostomidae.